Molecule: messenger RNA, 676 nt
Organism: Eupeodes corollae
Lineage: Eukaryota; Metazoa; Arthropoda; Insecta; Diptera; Syrphidae
Gene: Cypl
Product: peptidyl-prolyl cis-trans isomerase-like 1
Exons: 2
Coding region: 114-632 (172 amino acids)
Biological process (GO): protein folding; protein peptidyl-prolyl isomerization
Cellular component (GO): catalytic step 2 spliceosome
Molecular function (GO): peptidyl-prolyl cis-trans isomerase activity
Source: RefSeq, a predicted model, not a curated record
AUGAAGUGUCUUUGAUGACAACUGUCAACAUUUAUUUUAAUUUUCAUUUAUGUUUGGUAUUUUUACCAAUCUCUAUUUAUGUACAAAAAUAAUUUAUAUUCGCACAAUUUAAAAUGGCAAACACUUCGAAUUCUACUGGCAUUCCAGAUUUAUCUUGGCAGCCUCCAUUUAUAACUUUCGAAACAACGAUGGGAACAAUAAUAAUCGAACUUUAUUGGAAACAUGCACCAAAUACAUGUCGAAACAUUGCCGAGCUAACACGUCGCGGAUAUUACAACAACACAGUCUUCCAUCGCAUCAUUCCGGACUUCAUGAUUCAAGGAGGUGAUCCAACUGGCACAGGUCGCGGAGGACAAUCAAUUUAUGGUCCACAAUUCCAGGAUGAAAUUCAUACCGAUCUUAAACAUACAGGUGCCGGUAUCUUAUCAAUGGCGAAUUCCGGUCCUGACACAAAUGGAUCUCAGUUUUUUAUCACUUUGGCUCCAACUCAAUGGUUAGACGGGAAACAUAGUAUUUUCGGGCGUAUAUAUGACGGAAUGAAAGUAGUAAAGAGAUUGGGAAUGGUACAAACAGAUAAGACUGAUCGUCCUGUAGAUUCAGUAAAAAUUUUAAAAGGAUACAUAGAAAAUUGAAAAGAUUUUUGAAAAAAAAGUAAUAAAUAAAACAAUACACUUAA